Fukomys damarensis (Damara mole-rat) is the source of this 3633-nucleotide messenger RNA. RefSeq names its product palladin, cytoskeletal associated protein (gene Palld). The record is from RefSeq and is a predicted model, not a curated record. NCBI's taxonomy places the organism in Eukaryota, Metazoa, Chordata, Mammalia, Rodentia, Bathyergidae. The coding region runs from base 229 to 1638 and encodes 469 amino acids. The transcript has 12 exons.
GCCCUGCUGCCCUCGCAGCCGCCGCCCGUGGCCGUCAACGCCUUGGGGCUGCCAAAAGGCGUCACCCCCGCGGGAUUCCCAAAGAAGGCCAGCAGAACUGCUAGAAUAGCCUCUGAUGAGGAGAUCCAAGGCACAAAGGAUGCUGUUAUUCAAGACUUGGAACGAAAACUUCGCUUCAAGGAGGACCUCCUGAACAAUGGCCAGCCGAGGUUAACAUAUGAAGAAAGAAUGGCUCGCCGGCUACUAGGUGCUGACAGUGCGACUGUCUUUAAUAUGCAGGAGCCAGAGGAAGAAAUAACUAAUCAGGACGUCGCGUCUUCUCAGGCUUCUGUAGGGAGUCCCCUGGAUGGCCAAAAGGAAUACAAAGUCUCCAGCUGUGAACAGAGACUCAUAAGUGAAAUAGAGUACAGGCUAGAGAGGUCUCCCGUGGAGGAGUCAGGCGAUGACGUUCAUUACGGAGAUGUGCCUGUGGAAGGUGGCGUGGCACCCUUCUUUGAGAUGAAACUGAAACAUUAUAAGAUCUUUGAGGGAAUGCCUGUAACUUUCACGUGUAGAGUGGUCGGGAAUCCAAAGCCUAAGAUCUACUGGUUUAAAGAUGGGAAGCAGAUCUCUCCAAAGAGUGAUCACUACACCAUGCACAGAGAUCUUGAUGGGACCUGCUCUCUCCACACUGCAGCCUCCACCCUAGAUGAUGACGGGAAUUUCACAAUCAUGGCUGCCAGUCCUCAGGGCCGUGCCAGCUGUACUGGACGGCUAAUGGUACAGGCUGUCAACCAAAGAGGUCGCAGUCCACGCUCUCCCUCAGGCCAUCCGCAUGUCAGAAGGCCUCGCUCUCGGUCAAGGGACAGUGCAGAUGAAAAUGAACCGAUUCAAGAGCGGUUCUUCAGACCUCACUUCUUGCAGGCUCCUGGGGACCUGACUGUGCAAGAAGGGAAACUCUGCAGAAUGGACUGCAAAGUCAGUGGGUUACCAACCCCAGAUCUCAGCUGGCAACUAGACGGAAAGCCAAUACGCCCCGACAGUGCUCACAAGAUGCUCGUCCGAGAAAAUGGGGUGCACUCUCUGAUCAUAGAGCCAGUCACAUCUCGAGACGCUGGCAUCUACACGUGUAUGGCCACCAACCGAGCCGGACAGAACUCAUUCAGCCUGGAGCUCGUGGUUGCUGCUAAGGAAGCACACAAACCUCCUGUGUUUAUUGAGAAGCUCCAAAAUACAGGCGUGGCUGAUGGGUACCCAGUGCGGCUGGAAUGCCGUGUCUCGGGAGUACCACCGCCUCAGAUAUUUUGGAAGAAAGAAAAUGAGUCGCUCACACACAGCACUGACCGAGUGAGCAUGCACCAGGAUAACCAUGGCUACAUCUGCCUGCUUAUUCAGGGAGCUACAAAAGAAGACGCUGGGUGGUACACUGUGUCCGCCAAGAAUGAAGCAGGGAUUGUGUCCUGCACUGCCAGGCUGGAUGUUUACACCCAGUGGCAUCAGCAGCCACAGACCACCAAGCCAAAAAAAGUGCGGCCCUCAGCCAGUCGGUAUGCAGCACUUUCGGACCAGGGACUGGACAUCAAAGCAGCGUUCCAACCUGAAGCAAACCCGUCUCACCUGGCACUGAAUACAGGCUUGGUAGAAAGCGAGGACUUAUAAUCCAUUACUCUUGUUAAAGCUGCAACACGAAAUAGCCAUUGCCUUGACCAACAGAUUUCUCUGUCACAUUAUGUAAAAGGCAGAAAUAUACUUUGACUUAUAAUUAAAAAAACACCAAAAUAAUAUUUUUCUUACUUGUUAUACUAAACUUAGAGUUUAAGUAGGGGAUGCUUAUAGAAAUGUAUACAUUUCACACAAUUUACAUUUAUUGUCCAAUUUAAAACUUUUGGAAUUGCUGUUAUUAAAAUGGUCUGAAAUGCCAAAAAGUUAAAGGAAAUCAGUGGUAACCACAUCUACAAGUGCCUUUAAACACAAGCUAUAGGUGCUAUGUAGCAAAACAGUAUGAGAUUUUAACAUAUUACAAGGAUUCUGAAAUGCAGUGUAUUCAGACAGCUACAAUGAAUCAAGUGCAAUAUUUAAGGAUGAAAAGGAGGAGAAAAUGUAAAAGAAAUCCAAGUAAAUGCCUUGUCUUUGCAAAUUAUUCUGCAUUAAAUCAUAAGGAAGGAAAUGCCUUAAGUCUUAUUAAUAUCAAGUUUUCUAACAAGGGUAAUACCUUAGUUCUUAAUCUUUUUUCUUUUGCAUAUUUUCUUUUUUAUGCUACCUUGAUAGGAAGCUUAUUUAGAAACCAUACUAAAAGGCUAAUUUAAAUGUAAAUAUAAAAGUUUUCCAAAUAAAGCAGAAAUAUCUUACAGUCCAUUCCAUAAAAGCGACCCAAACUUCCCAGAUGACCACGUAUACAGCAUUCGGAGUACACAGGUUCGAAAUGAGUAGAAGGGGAACGAAGGAAAACUCCACCAGCACAGUUAUGUUGUAUUCAUGUAGAUGACAGAAAGGGCAAGAGAGGUGGCAAAGGCCAGGCUUUUCUUUGGCUUUCUUGAAAAUUAAUUUUAAAAUGUGGGUUGGAAAAAAACACUGCCAUUUAAAAGUCAAGAAAUCUAAGGUAAGCUGGAAGUUUGGAACAUGCGUGCUAUGGAGAUUUCAGUGUAUCUGGAGUUUGUGUGGUAUCUGAAGAUUUUAGAUGUGUAGAGCAAGUUGAAAAUGGAUAAGAGACUGCAAGAGUGGCUUAAAUCAGAAAAUGCCCGUAGGAGCUCGUCUACUUGAGAGAAGUGGAGGCUUAAAGGGAGGCCAAAACAGAUUUGUGUGCUAUAAUGUUUGUUUCCCAUUGGCACUAAUAAUAUACAGAGAAUGGAAAGUAGUUCACUUCCCUGCUGCCAUGAAACACUAUCUUAAGAAGGUGCUAGGUCCUGAGUAGUUUCUAAGGCAUCUCUGCAAAGACCACUUUUUGAAUGCAUAUGAUUCUGUAUCAGCUAGAAUGAAAUGAUUCUGACCAGACUUGAUGGUUUUAAGUCGGAACCAAUGAAAUUUUUCAGUGACAAAAAAUUAUUUGGCCUAAUAGUAGAAAACAUGAAGCUUUAAUGGUACUUUACUAAGAAAAGAAAACACUGUAUCCCUUAUGCAAAACACAUGUAGCUUUCAUUAUUUAUAACAAAAGUGUUGAACUUUCUUAGCUCAGUUACUCAAUUCAUACAUAAUAUUUUUAAAAUAAUUUUAUAUCUGUAUACCACCCCAUGUAUUUCAUGUUACUGCUUCACAUGUACAGCUUUCUACUUUUUUGUAAGGUCAUCAACCGAGUUUUAAAUGAUUAAUGAGCACGGGUGGCAGAUGUUCUCUGCAGUGUGGUGCAAGUUUCUUUUACCACACUUACAUGCAUUGCUGAAGUGGAGUAUAAAAUAACAUCCAGAGUCUCAUGGACUUACCUAUAGUGUAGAAUUAUGGUUUAUGUCAUAGCUAACUUGCCAAAUUUUUCUGAAUGUGACUUUUUUUGCUAAUUUGCUGGGUUGGGGAUUAACUAGCAUUAUUUUGCCACCUUUUAUGUUGUAUUUAUAAAAAAAAGUACUAUCAUACUACUUUGGACUGUUGUGCUGGUGUAAUGUGGGUUUAACAUCAAUAAAUAUUUAACAAAUAAUAGUUGUAAUUUUGUGAAGCAAAACAUUC